AAAUAUCAAAUUUAAUUCAACGAAAUAUCUUCCAAAUAUUAAGUAAUGAAUAUUAUUACAAAAUAAGAUAUGAUGCUUGUUCUUUCGUUAGAAAUAUUCUAGGAAGAGGUACCCAAUGACAUUUUUCUCGAUUUUGAAGCAAAAAUGAAGUAGGAGUUUGGGUGUUUUUCACUUUAUCCAAACAUAAAACAAUUCCUGUUUUCACCUCGUUAUUUUCCACAUAACUAACUUCCGCUUCUUUCAGAAUAUCCGGAUCAUGUAUGAUUCCAUUCGGAGGAAUUUCCGUUUCAAUAUCUUGCCGUAAAAAGUAAACUUUGAAACCAUUUUUUAUCACUGACGCUUCUCCAAGAACUAGGCAAGGGUAUAAAUUUCCCUUUUCCAUAAUUGCGAAAAUGAAUUUCGAUUUAAUGUCCCUGAAAAUAUUUUUUCACUCAUGAAAUAUUGUGCAUUUUUGAUACAUACGAAAGCUUCAAACAAUUUAUUUGUUCUUCGCACGUUGAACAAGAAUUAACUAAAAAUUUUUUGAAUUUUCCCAUAGUAAUUUUUCAAAUCUGAAUUUUGUUUGACAAAACCUGCGGAUAAAAGAAGGCUGUUGUCAAAACGGCAACAAAAGAAAUAUAAUAUACUGACGAAUUGAUUGAAGAAAAGAUAUUGAAAUGAAUUUAGCAACGAAUUUGGUCAAAAAUGCGAGAACAAAGUUCACUCUACCUGAAUUGGCUUACAACUAUAAGGCUUUGGAACCCAUAAUAAGUGGAGAAAUCAUGGAAAUUCAUCACACCAAGCAUCAUCAAGCUUACAUAACCAAUUAUAAUGCUGCGGAGGAAAAACUUAAGGUGGCAGUUGAAAAGGGAGAUGCAAGCGCAAUUAUUGCUCUUCAAGGUGCUUUAAGAUUUAAUGGCGGUGGUCAUAUAAAUCAUUCAAUUUUUUGGAAUAACCUAACCCCUGAAUCAACAAAACCUAGUGCUGAAAUGAAUUCAGCAAUAGAGGCAAGUUUUGGUAGUUUUGAAAAAAUGGUUCAACUGCUCAGUGCUGUUUCCGUGGGAGUUCAAGGAUCUGGAUGGGGUUGGCUCGGUUAUGAUAAAAAUGAAGGAAAAAUUAAGGCAGUUGCUUGUGCGAACCAAGAUCCACUUCAAGCUACUACAGGAUUGAUUCCCUUACUUGGUAUUGAUGUUUGGGAACAUGCCUAUUACUUGCAGUAUAGGAAUGUAAGGGCAGAUUAUGUAAAAUCUAUUUUUGAUGUGAUUAAUUGGAAUGAUGUUUCUGAAAGGCUCAGGAAAGCUAAAGAAUAGAACCAUACUAAUGCAUUGCUUGUAAAUAUAAUUUCAAAUGAAAUGUUAUGCUUUAUUUCAUAAGUCUGUUAAAUGAUUUUAGGGAAAAAAUAAUAUUGUACCAUUCCCACCAAAUGAGUUGAUAUUUAAUGAUAAGGUUAUUAGAUGUAGAUAAGAAUACACUUAUAUUAUUA
This is a messenger RNA of Harmonia axyridis, 1462 nucleotides long. RefSeq names its product superoxide dismutase [Mn], mitochondrial (gene Sod2). Gene Ontology annotation, cellular component: mitochondrion. Gene Ontology annotation, biological process: superoxide metabolic process. The record is from RefSeq and is a predicted model, not a curated record. Gene Ontology annotation, molecular function: metal ion binding; superoxide dismutase activity. The transcript has 4 exons. Lineage: Eukaryota; Metazoa; Arthropoda; Insecta; Coleoptera; Coccinellidae. The coding region runs from base 657 to 1289 and encodes 210 amino acids.